This is a messenger RNA of Phragmites australis (common reed), 1023 nucleotides long. Its product is annotated as protein IRON-RELATED TRANSCRIPTION FACTOR 2-like. The transcript is spliced from 3 exons. Gene Ontology annotation, molecular function: RNA polymerase II transcription regulatory region sequence-specific DNA binding; DNA-binding transcription factor activity, RNA polymerase II-specific; protein dimerization activity. Gene Ontology annotation, biological process: regulation of transcription by RNA polymerase II. The coding region runs from base 202 to 936 and encodes 244 amino acids. The record is from RefSeq and is a predicted model, not a curated record. Gene Ontology annotation, cellular component: RNA polymerase II transcription regulator complex. NCBI's taxonomy places the organism in Eukaryota, Viridiplantae, Streptophyta, Magnoliopsida, Poales, Poaceae.
CUGACCUAUGCUAAGCUAGCUUGAUCAAACCCCCAUCAAGAAUAGUUAACACUAAUCAUCAUCUCAAUAAAAUUCGACUAGCCAGGGUCCCCUCCCUACUGCUUCUGCUUCGCAAAGGAUAAUCUCGUAGCUUUCCUCUUUCACCCUCCCUGAUCUCUUCACGAACAGCAGCAUCACAGCAGCUAGCAACACGCGGCAUAUAUGGACCACCAGCUGUUCGACGACACCUUCGCGAGCAGCAUCUCGUCGCUGGAGGCGGACAUGGUCUUCUCCGGUGGCCAGAUGCCGUCGCCGCCGUGGCCGGACCUCGACCUCGACCUCGACCUCGACGACGACAUCCACGACCUCUCCGCGCCGGCCGCCAACGCCACCUCCUCUGGCGGCUACGGCUCGGGCGGCUCCGGUUCCCACAGGAAGGUCAGCCACAACGCGUACGAGCGCGACCGCCGGAAGCAGCUCAACGAGCUCUACUCCUCACUCCGCUCCCUCCUCCCCGACGCCGAUCACACUAAGAAGCUGAGCAUUCCCACCACGGUGUCUCGAGUCCUCAAGUACAUCCCCGAGCUUCAGAAGCAGGUGGACAACCUGGAGAGGAAGAGGGAGGAGCUGACGAACGCCAACUGCAAACCAGGAGUGCUGGACACGAAGGAGAGCAUAACUCCAGUUGUUUCUGCUACUUGCCUCAACGACAUGGAGAUCAUGGUUCAGGUCAGCCUGCUCAGCAAUGUGGCUGCCACAACGCUACCUCUCUCCAAGUGUAUAAAAGUUUUGGAGAACGAAGGCCUUCACCUGAUCAGUUCAUCAACUUACUCCACCUUUGAGAACAGGACAUUCUAUAACCUCCAUUUCCAGAGAAAUCAAACGACGAUGAAAAAGGAAUGCCCAGCGUUCUGCGAGGAACUGGAGAAGGUCGUCAGGAAGAAAGCAGGAGAGUAGCUAGCACUACGAAUUCUGGCCCUGCAUAUAUUAAAUAAUGGAUUGUUGUACACUUUCUCUAUGAAAAUAAGUAUAGUUUUGAACAUC